UUUGUGUUCGUCCUCUGGCUGAUGAUGAGCCCUGUGGCAAGUGAGAACUGGCAGGCGGCGCGCGCUUAGUACACGCGAGAAACUGCAGAAGGCCGUUGGACUCGUACGUUGUAAAUUAUGUACAUAAGUUGCUGAUAUUUUCCGGAUACACAUGAAUGGCGUGUUGGUCAACUUUGAGCCGACAAACCGAGCAGCGAGUGAGAAAAUCUGUAGACCGACGGCAAGCAUCGUCUAAACUGGAUACACGUAUCCCAAGUGCUCCGCGCCCGUGUCUCACACAGACCGAGGAUCGACGACUCCGGUGGGGAUUUUCAACCUGACAACACCGCGAGAAGCCUGUAAAAUGUAAAGAGGAAAAAAAACGACAGCAACAAACGAACCCAGCGGAUUUUUUAUUUUUGUUUUGCCGAAGCUUUUUUAUUAUACAUUUUUUGAGCGUGUGUAAAAUAUUUUUGUAGGCAGAAAGUCCAGUGUAAAUCUCCUGUAAAUAACACCAAGGUUUGUAGAUAGAUAGCCGACUAUAUCCAGUUUUCUGUGAGUUUGCUAGCUAUUCAGUCUAAAUAACGCUGGACCGACGAGCUGCGAUGUUGCAUUUGGGUUUACUUGAAGAUUUCCGCAUCAGAGUUUGAAAUAAUAACAGCGCUGCUUACCCCAGCUGGCUUGAAAAAAACCCUCCUGGUUUCCUGUGUUUGUUUGAGCCCUGAGAUGUCUGAUUCUUCUUGAUUAGCACCGAACAAGUCGCUCCUGAAGAAAAUGUAGGCAAUGCUGAGAAGGAAAGUGAAGAUAGAAACAUCUCACCCUGCUUCUGUGCUUCUGUAAAGCAGCAGAGUAAAAGAGUCCGAGGAAGACGACGGAGGAAAAGAGUGACAGAGUGACCAGUUUGAUCAAGGACAGCCUCACCUGUAGCAGUCUCUUAACACGUUAAAAGAAGUGAGAGGGUGACCACAGAAAAAGAGAGAGACGGGGACUGACGGAGGAACAAAGGUUUGGAGGAGGAGGUCUAGCAGGGGUGGGAAAGCCCAUUCCCCAUGGCUACUGACCCAGGAGAGCCCGCAGGCACCGAGGAUUCCUCGGAGAAACCUGAUGGACAGAAGGAGGAGGACCCGGAGUGGGAGGGCAGGGUCGACCAACAGAGGGAGAGGACAGACAGCACCCCUAUGGACUCAUCCUCCUCCCAGACAGAAGCAGGGAGAGCAGCAACAGAAGAAGAUGGAGGAAUCAGAGGAGGCGGUGGUGGAGGAGAAGCCUCCCAGGAGGAGACCGUACUCAGACCUAUUUCAUUCUCCACACCCUCCCUACCCAUCGAUACAGGUCAGAAACGACUAAGAAGGGAGAAGCGCUUCUUCAGGAAGAGUGUGGAGAUUUGUGAGGAAGAGGAUGAGGUGGAUGUACCCACCUUGGCAUCACAUAGUGCCCCCCACCUGGAGCUGCGCUCAUCAGACUCAGUCUUUAGUAGUAGUCCCCAGCAGCAUGGGGUUGCUUCAUCCUGUGCAACCUUGGGACAUGAACCGUCUUGCACCAGCUCAGUCCAUGAGCCUGGGAAAGAUGCUCCUUCAUCUGCACCUGUACCGAGGGGGAAGGAGAGGGACCGAGAACAGGAAGAGGAGGCGGAGAUGAAAGCUGUUGCUACCUCUCCUGGAGGAAGGUUCCUCAAAUUUGACAUAGAACUAGGCAGAGGAGCCUUCAAGACCGUCUAUAAAGGCCUAGACACCGAGACUUGGGUGGAGGUGGCUUGGUGUGAACUUCAGGAUCGCAAGCUGACCAAGGCAGAGCAGCAACGCUUCAAAGAAGAGGCAGAGAUGCUAAAGGGGCUUCAGCACCCCAACAUCGUCCGCUUCUAUGAUUCCUGGGAGUCUGUACUUCGUGGAAAGAAGUGCAUUGUACUAGUCACUGAACUCAUGACAUCAGGAACACUCAAAACUUACCUGAAGCGCUUUAAGGUGAUGAAACCCAAGGUCCUUAGAAGUUGGUGUAGGCAAAUUCUGAAAGGCCUUCACUUCCUUCACACCAGGACUCCACCAAUUGUCCAUCGGGACCUCAAGUGUGACAACAUUUUUAUAACAGGCCCCACAGGAUCAGUCAAGAUCGGUGAUCUGGGACUGGCCACUCUUAUGAGGACCUCCUUUGCAAAGAGUGUUAUAGGAACCCCGGAGUUCAUGGCUCCAGAGAUGUAUGAGGAGCACUAUGAUGAGUCUGUGGACGUAUAUGCCUUUGGGAUGUGUAUGCUGGAGAUGGCUACUUCAGAGUACCCCUACUCUGAGUGCCAAAAUGCUGCUCAGAUCUAUCGCAAAGUCACAAGCGGUAUAAAGCCAGCCAGCUUUGACAAAGUAAAUGACCCAGAGAUCAAAGAGAUCAUUGAAGGCUGCAUUCGUCAGAACAAAAGCCAGAGACUCUCCAUUCGAGACCUGCUGAACCAUGCUUUCUUUGGGGAGGACACAGGCGUCCGGGUGGAACUAGCUGAGGAGGACACAGGCACCCAGGACUGCCUGGCUCUCCGAAUUUGGGUUGAAGACCCCAAGAAGCUGAAGGGGAAGCACAAGGACAAUGAGGCCAUUGAGUUCAGCUAUGACCUGGAAAAUGAUAGUGCUGAAGAAGUGGCUCUAGAGAUGGUGAAAUCAGGCUUCUUUCAUGAAAGUGAUGCCAAAGUGGUCGGAAAAUCCAUCCGGGACAGAGUGAACCUAAUCAAAAAGUCAAGGGAGCGUCGACAGCAGCAGGUCCUUCAGCAGCAGGGCUUUGAAGAACGAAGAGACUCCACUCUCACUUCCUACACCUUUACUCAUCCAUCUUACCCAUCCUCGCUGGUGCAAGGGGUAGCUGGACACACGGGAGACGGAGGGGGAGGUGGAGUGCAGGAGUCCGAGGAGCUUCCUGAAGUGGACCAACAUGUCAGGCAGCAAAAUAUUUUCAGUGGGGCAACCCUAAAUCUGCCAGAAGGGGAGAGCAUUGGAUCUGCAAGCUGUGAAUCUUAUGCGAGUGGACAGAGCCAGGCAUACUCUCUGCAGGGGGACUCAUAUACCCACUCACAGACCUCAUUACCCACAGUUGCAUCUAGCACUGGUGCAUUGUCUCAUCCUCAGAUGCCCCCCAUUGGUGAGAGUACAAGUGUUGCUACUAUACCUCUUGGGCCGAGUGUUAGUAUGACAAGCAUGUCCUUAGGACAAAGUGGAGGAGGACCCAUGGGUCAGACAUUUCUUCACUCCGGUACUGUGGUUCCGCAGGUAUCACCAAGUGUACCUCAACAAUACUUUCAGUCACAAACAUUCCCAUCAGAUGAUUUUCAAACCGCCGCUCCCCACGGAUCAGUUGCCCCUUCACAGUCAUACAUACCACCUGUUUCCCCACAGGCACCCAUUAAUGUUCUCACUGCAUCCAUGCCAGUCAGUGAUACUGCUGGACUAGCAAGGACAAUUGUGCCCCACGCUCAGCAGACCCAACACCCUGCCACUCCCAUGCAGAUCACUGACAUCAUUUCCCAGGCCGCACCCCAACAAACACAGUCUGUCGUGAUCCCCCAGCAGACUAUUGUCCCACAACAACAGAUGGGAAUGGAUCCCCAGACCUCCACCCUUCAUUUGCAGCAGCAGCAGCAGCAGCCACAACUGCAAAUAGGGGGGCAGUCAGCUGAGCUUGAACAACAACAAGUUACUGCCGCUCAGCCUGCAACAGAACAGCAUCAACACAGCCUUUCAGCUACGUCCAUCGAGAAACAUCAGUCUGAGACUCAGCAGCAGAUCUGUGUACAGCAGUCUGCCCCACACGUCCAGCCAGCUUCACAGCAGCAUGUGUUCACACCACAAACAGGUAUGGAGCAGCGAGCUAUGCAAUCAACAGGGGAUCCCUGUGAACAGAUAAUGCUACAAUCACAACAACAGCUUCAGCAACAGCAAACUUUGUUACAACAGCAGCAGCAAAAAGAGCAGCAGCAACAAGCUUUACUGCUUGAGCAACAUCAGCUGUAUGUCCAGCAACAGCUUGAUCAGCAACAACAAAGAGCACUGCUUCAACAGCAGCAGCAAGCCCAGCUGCAGCAGCAGCAAGCGCUUAUACAAAAGCAACUGUUGGAUCAACAGCAACAGCAACAAACUCUCAUUCAGCAGAAACAAGAGCAGCAGCAACAAGGUCUUGGACCGCAAGAGCAACCAAUUUUUCAGCAUCAGUUAGAGCAACAACAACCAAAGCAACCUCCUUCACAGCAACAGAGUCAGUUAUAUCAACAAAUUGGACAGCGCCAAACUGGAACACAAAAGGAAACAGAGAAUCAGCAACAAAGUGGGCAAAACGAGCAACAAAUUUUAUUGCAGCAGCAUCCCCAGCAGACGCAGCAGCAGAAUGAACAACAACUGCAACAGCAGGCCUUAAUCCGGCAAAUGGAACAGCAGCAGGCACUGAUACAACAGCAGUUAAUGCUACAGCAGCAGCAGCAGCUUCAACAGAAAGCUCAGCUGCAGCAACAAGAGCAGCAACAAGCGCAACUCAAACAGCAGAUAGAGCAGCAGCAGCAAGCUCUGUUGCAACAACAGUUAGAGCAGCAGCGUCAACAGCAAGUCCUGUUACAACAGCAAGCAGAAAGAUUACAGCAACAGGCUCUAAUGAAGCAGCAGUUUAAAGAGCAGCAGCAAGCUUCCAUCAUUCAACUUCAGCAAACUGAAAAACACAAAGCUGUCCCUAUACCACAAAGCAACAGUGAGCAGCAGAUUCAUCAUCAACCAACCGAUAUACAGCAGAUGUGUAUCCCACAACUGAACUCUACUCAGUUUACACCUCAUGCUUCUCAGAUGAUAGAGCAACAGCAGCAAGUAGCACUGAUGCAGCAGCAGCAGGCAUUUGUUGCCCAACCACAGCAGCACACAUCUGUAAUGGAACCUCACAUAUCAGUUGGCGCACCAGUCAGUACUGAGGUAAUUCAUCACCAAACUUAUAUUAUAUCUCAGGGCCAAGUGCCCAUGACCAUUCCUACUACUGUUCAGACGCCUGCAAGUGUCCCAGCUCAAAUCCUUACACAGCAAGGACAAAGUGAGGCUCAGCCCCAGAACCAAGGCCAGAGCCCAGCCAAGUUUAUAGCUCAGUCUGCAGCCCAAGCACCUCAAGCUAUGACAGAGGGCCAGGUAACUACCCCAUUAUCAUUGAUUCAGGGACACACACAAGUCAUCCAGAGCCAGCAGGUUCCUUCCCAGAGUAGUUACCCUGGGCCUGUUACUCCCACACAGAGUCAGGUAACUUCUCAGCCAAUCCAGGCUCAUCCUCUGACCACAACCUUUACUCAGUCACAGCCACUGCAUGGCCAGGUCCCAAAGGCUGAUGUUCAAAUGACGGGCCAACAAAGUCAAACUACUGUCCAGCCUCCAGGUGCAGUUGCUUCAAUCCCCAGUCAGAUUCAACAUGAAACUCUUAUUCAGCAAAAUGCUCAAAUGCCAGCGCUCACCCAGCCCCAGAUCCAACAACAAACUCAAGGCCAGCAAGCUAGCCAGUUGCAUGCUCAGUCUGCUGCUGGUCCUUUGACCAGUCAGUAUGUCCCUCACCCUACCCAGCAAGCCAUACCACCUGUACAGUCUGAUAUAACUCAUAUUACCCAACAGCUGGAACAACAGCACCCAGUAAUCCAGUAUCAGCAGAUGAUUCUGUCACCUGGCUCAGCUGGAAGUUGUGGAACUAAAACAGAUGGUCUCAAUGCAGUAACUGCCCCUCUUCAUCCUAUACAGACCAAACAAGCACAAGUCCCAGGCCAAAGAUCACUACAUCCAGUUGUUCAGGGUGACCCUUCAGUAAUUCAGUCCAUCUGCCAGCCUGCUGUUCCUCAGUAUACUGAGCAAUACCAACAACAGCUGCAGAAGCUUUCUCACGUGCAGCAAUCUCUCGCCAUGCCACCCCCACAGACCCAGCUACCGGCACUACCCAGCUCAACUCCCGUUCAGCAACCACUUCCUCUGAAACCAGCUUUGAUAACCUUUGACGAGAGUCAGCUUCCCUCACAGUGUCAACCUACUUCACCUCUAAUGACCAUUGCUCCUGGACAAGUAGGCCCCAAUAAUGUGGCUGAGCCUCAGUCCCAGGGCAAGACCCCGUCUCUGUAUAGCCACCUAGUGCUAGGUGCCCCUCCUUCUCCACAGCACCAUCCCAAGCAGAUGCCACCAACUCACACACAAACACAAGCCAGCAAUCAGGCCCAAGCACACUCUCAAACACAGAUACACACUCAGACACACUCUGAGGCACCUAUAUCUGAGCAGCCUAUUUUGCCCCAUGCUGUCUUUCCUACGCAGCAAGUGCCCCUAAGCCCUUUGCAUACCUCAUGUCCUUCUACACUAUCAUCUCUUACAUCCCUGCCAUCCACCUAUCCUGCUGUUGCCCCUGCUCCAGAGCUGCCUACAUCUUCACCAGCAGCCCAGGUAACCUUACCAGUGCAAGUCGACUUUAUACCCACCUCCCCUCUGCCUGUUACUACUCUACAAUCACUUGAUUCUAAUGCCCCCAAACUGACCCAAGGCUCGCUGCAAGACUGUGACCUUUCCCUGCUGGGCAUUGCUCAGGAUGGUCCUUGUAAGACAAGUGCAGAUCGUCAUUCUUCAUCAGGGUGUAUACCAGCCAGUGGCGAAGACCCCUUGCAGCUCUUGGCGAAUGGAAAAUUAGAGAAACUUAAGUCUCAGAGACGAGCUUCCAGCCAGAAGUCUGAGAAACGCCAGUUUCAACUGAGCAUGCUUCAGGUGUCGGGCAGUGGGGACAAUAUGGUGGACUGUCAGUUGGAGACUCACAGCAACAAGAUGGUGACAUUUAAGUUUGACAUUGAAGGGGAUGCACCCGAGGACAUAGCAGAUUACAUGGUGGAGGAGGACUUUGUCCUUGAUGUGGAGAAAGAAACAUUUGUUGAGGAGCUCAGAGCGAUAGUUAAGAAAGCCCAUGAAAUUCUUCAGACACAUUCAGAGACUGGAUCGACUGACCAGUUACAAGUCAGCACUCCCACUUACUCCAUGGACCCAGUGCCCCAUUCCUCCCCAGUGGGACGUUGGCGGUUCUUUAUCAACCAGACUAUCCGCCACAGAGACUCUCUUUCCAGUCAGGGAGCAACCACACCAUCACCCACUGCAGAGACAAGGAUUCCCCAGUCUCCUAAAAGAGAGAAAGAAAGUGAAGGAUCCCAAAGUCUGGAGUCCUUGAGUGGAAUGGGCUCUCCUUCCUACCCCACCCUUUCUGCCACCUCCCCCCCAGACUCCACUGUUUCAGUACCUACUUCCAUGAGCCCCUCUGCUACCGCAGCCCCUGUUCAUCACACAGCACCUGAAACCAGGCCUGGACCAGCCUCUGUCCCUGUCACCACCUCAACUGGCCUUAUCUCAGCUUCUGCUGACCAAAUUUCUAUUGCUCCUUUAACUAUAGCAACAUCUGCUGCUGCUCCUGAUGCUAACCUCACCAGCUUGUCCACUGCUCCUGCUGUUGUGUCUCCCUCACCCAUCGCUAUUCAUCCUGAUAACCUGACUUCUCCUGGAACCAGUGUUUGUUCCACUGCGAGUCAAAGUGUAGAUGAUACUCUGAUCUCUGCUUCAAGGCCCCGUAUGUCUGCCGUGGACCAAUCUUCAGCCUCUUUUCAUUCCCCUUCUCCUGCUGUAGUCAUCCCUUCUACUGUAAGCCAACUUGGCAUAGAGCAGCAGCAGACAUACACCCAAGUAACCCAACCAGCCCCACAACAGCCACACCAACAGCUACAGUCUGCAUCACAGCAGCAAGUACCAUCACCACAACAGAAACUGCAGUCCCAACAUCAGGUGUACCACGAACAAGUACCACUACAGCAGGAACGAGCACUUCAGCAGUCUCUCCAGCAGUUGCAUCAGCAGCAGCUAAUUCAAACACAAAUACCACUUCAACAACAGCUGACUGAGGUGCAGGGAAUGUCUCAGCAUUGUCAUUCAGAGGUGUUACAGCAGUCUCUGCCUCUGCCACCUUUUCCUCAGCAGCCAACCGAACAACCCCUUGUUCAACAGCAGACAUCAAAGUUUUCCCCACAGUUGCUGCAGCAGCCUCAGUUACAGCAGUUACAACAGCAGAUUAUGAGUCCUGCUGGUCCAUUGCCCCCCAAACAAGCCCACAUUGAUCAACAGCAGCAGCAGCAGCAACAGUUAAACCUACAACAGACAUUACACUUACAGCAGCAGCAGCUACAACAGCAACAGCUUCAGAUGUUUAUGGGUGCUGCAAUUUUGAAACCAGAUCAAAACCAAAUGCUGCCCCUAUCAGUUAGUCAGCAGUUUCUUCAACAGCAGACACAGCUAAAUGUUUGCCCAGUACCACAACAGCAGGUCCCACAACAAACCCAAGUGCCUGCUGAGCUGUUAUCACAACACAUACAGGCACAGAAACAAUCACAAUAUACUGAGCAGCAACAGGAGAUGGUUAAAGCUGUGGACACGCCCCUCAAACAGCUGCAGUUUCCACUACAGAAGCAGUCCUCCUUACAGAUGUCAGAGUCAGAGGUGUCCACGGGAGAGACAAGUGUUACAGAGGACACAGGGAGUUAUUCUGCCCCCUUUCAUCCCUCCUCUGACUCCUCUCUGCCACCUCUGCAUCUGGGAACUGCUGAAACCCCCUUACCCACAUUCUCCCACGUAAUGACGCCAUCCCCCGUUCAACCUUCCUCCGUAGCCGAGUCAGACAGCGAAGGCCCCCCCAAAAUUGAAUUUGUAGACAACCGCAUAAAAACCUUGGAUGAAAAGCUAAGGAAUUUGUUGUAUCAGGAGUACAGCAGUGGGACAGCAUUGGCUGGGGGGGCUACCUCUGGCCCAACAUCAGCUGCCUCCACAUCAGCAGGUGGUGAUGAGUCAUCAGAGCCACAGUCAAUCCACCACUCAUCUUUCCCCCCACCUGCCUCCAUCUCAGAUACUUCCCCACAGUCCUCAUCCUCUACUACUUCCUCCACCACCUCCCGUUCGUCUUCCACUUCUCCUGACCCAGAGAGAGAAGGAGGUGGAGAGAAAGCUUCCAAAGAGGUGCCCAACUCUAUGGAGUUGGACCCAGUGGAGCAGCAGCUUGGCCCAUCACUCCUCACCACCUCUGUCUCAUCCAGCCCACCCACCCCUCUUCUGCCUCCCAAUCAGGAUGACUCUGCUGGGCCCCAACGCCCACCUGUACCAGGAGAACCAACCAUUCUUGCUGUACCCUCACAUUCUGACACCAGUGCCAUUGGAGAUGCAUCAUGGCCCCCCAAUCAGCAACCGAUCCCCCUCCGGCACGGACAGCAGCAGCACAAUGCAGGAGGUGGAUAUUUUGGCCUAAACCUGACAUGUCCUAGUAUCAGAAAUCCUGUUAGCAAGAAAUCCUGGACUCGAAAAUUCAAAAACUGGGCAUGCAAACUGCGUCACUCCGCCAGCUUGUUCAAGAAGCCCAGAGUCCAGCAAGAAGCAGAUUCAAGCAGUCAGCUGUUUAAAGAUGGGAAGGCAGGAGCACCACUUAAUCCACCGCAGCCUUCUAAAGGACGUUUUCAGGUGACUCCAGUGCCCCAGACCUCUCCUCCAAAGGAUCGCCCGUCGGGCCAUGGUGGCACUCACAGAAAAGUUGGCCGUUUCUCUGUGACCCAGACUGAGACUAAGAAAGAUGACAGGCAGACUGACAGCUCGCCAGUGUCUCCUGAUUUGGUGAGGGAGAGGAGGAAAUCUCGGGCAAAGGAAGGAGAUAAAGAAGAAAGUAAGAGAACGCCAUCAAUGGCCCACGCUCCUCGAGGUCCUGGCCACAGCCACUCACCCCUUGGAAGCAGUGAUGAUGAUGAUGAGAGUGAGCUGGAGGAUGAAGACCUGCGAAGAGAAUUACACAAGCUCAGAGAAAAGCACAUCAAAGAGGUGGUUUCCCUUCAGGCUCAGCAGAACAGAGAGCUCCAGGAGCUGUACAGACAGCUUCGUUCCCUCAAAGACCAAAGACAGAGUCUGCCUGCCUCCCUAUCUCGUACCCCUCCUCUUCCUGCAGCGCCCCCUGCCCUCUCACCUCGCAGGCCCAGGCCAACCAAAACAAAGUUUCGGGCCAGGCCUCACUCUCACGUAGACAACAAUGGAGUUACACAUGCUGGGAUUCAGCAGUCAAGCAGCUUUUCAGGUAGUGAAAAGAAUAGGCUGUCACUGUACUGCAAGCCAGAGCACCUUACUACGCUACCUGCUAAAAGAGAUCACAGUCCUCUAAGAAAAAGUACAUUCACAGACGAGCUGCACAAACUUGUUGAUAAUUGGACAAAGGAGACAGUGAGCACCACCCCGCCUAAGCCUUCACUGAAUCAAAUUAAGCAGAUUCAGCAGGUGCAGGAGUUGGGAGGCUGGAGCCAGGGAACUGAGGUGGCUCCCCCAGGUUGGUUUCCAGUGGCACAGGCGCCCACAACCCCUGCCAGUUUGACUGUGGCACCCUCUUCCCAUUACACGGGUGGAGGAAGCCUGUCCACCCUGCACUCUCCAGGACCUCCACCACAAACACACUUGGCUCAAGUCCCGCAGAUGCAGCAAAGUUUACACCUUCAUCAGUCUCUCCCCCUCCAGCAGAUUAGCUAUCCACAGUCCCAACUCUGCCAGCAGAUACCACAGCCCCUGAUGCAAACUCCCAUGCAGUCUCAGUCUUUAUCACAGACACCACCCAUCGCCCAGCCUCAAAGCCAACCGCUGCUGCCUUCCCAAAUGCCCACAUCACCAGUGUCCACCGCUACAUCUUUGCUGCCUGGUAGUGGUACCGCUGCACCCACAGAUAGCGCUGCUGCUGCUGCUGGUGGGGCAUUUUGCUCCUGUUCCUCACCCUCUUCCACCUGUUCCUCAUCGUGCUCUACUGCUGCUCUACCUACCAGUGCCAAAAUUCACCAAACACCCCCCACCUCUACUCUUCCUCUGGGACAGAAAUGAAACCAGGUGAAGUGUGAGGCCAAUAUGAAGGUCCAAGAGAUGGACGUAAAGCAGAUCCAUUUAGAGUGUUAGUUCUGUGUACGUGUGCGAGAGUUGUGACUGCAAUGACAUAUGGGUUCUAGUGUACUUGUGGAUGUGAUGGGAAAUGAAUGUGAAAGAAAGGUGAUAGGUUGUAGCAUGUACAGGCAGAGGGUAAUGUGAAGCAUGGCUGGGGUUUCUGAAUCAGUAUUGAGCUGUAUAAAGUCUUUGAUGUAUGAGUGUGUGCAUUUAUGAGUGUGGGUGGAUUAUUUGAGUACAUAUCACUUCUGUCUUUGGACACAAAAUAACAUUAACGUUUUUGUUUGCAAACCAACUCAGCGGGACCUGAAAUCUCCCUAAGCAGAGACGAGAAGGACAAAAUAUUUGACGGUGUUGACAUUUUUCUUUGGAUUUGUCAAUGCUUACAGUGAAAGGACUAUCAAUUUUUAAAAGUGCAAUUAGUAAUGAUCAUCUAAAUUGAUCAGCACGUAUUGUUUUCAUUUGUCUUUAAGGCAUAAAAUAUUUUUGUAGAAGCACAAUGAUUAAUACCUGAUGCAUAGGGGAUUUUGUUCAUCAUAUUUUAAAACGGUAAGCCUACAGAUCAAGUGUUUCAAAGGCAAUCAGAAAAAAAACCCCAAACUGACAGCAGCAUGUUUCAGAGGUCAGCACUUAUCCGGCUAUCCAUUUAACUGCAGUGCAAACAAACACACUGUCGAGGUGUCGUGUACCUGUACAGCAUGUGCUUGAUUUUAUAUUGUUUUAUGUUUGUAACAAAAUUAAUAUGACCAGAUGACUCCAUAAUAUGAUGGUAAAUUCAAAUCUGCCAUCUCUGUUCAGUAAAUAUUUGGGUGCAUUCAACCCAGGACUGCAUGAUUUUAUGGCUGGCUUGACUUGCCUAGUGCAAACUGCUUGCACUCGCUGUAUAUUCAUGAAUCUCACAGUUACUGUUUGCAGCCCACUGAGGUAACGAGUCAUAUACAUUUGCUUUCAAUAUGAUAUGAUUUCACAUUUGACAUUUUCAUUUAUUUCUGCUGCAUAUCAUCUAUACCAGUGCUGAAGAGGACGAUUUAAAAGGAAAAGAAAAAACUGCCAAGUUAUCAUUAACUAAAUUAUAAAGGUAUUCUCAUAUUGCCUUUUUCUAAAAAUACUGCAUUUUUGUGAGCGUGUGAGUUUAUUUUUUUCUGUGUGACAAAGUGUUGUAAUAGUCCUGGUAUAGUGCAUUAAUUCAUGCAUCAAAGCAGCCUCUCAAAUGUCACUGUAGUCAAGUGGAAUUGUUUACGCUGCCUAUGUCUUAGGCUUACUUUCUAAAAAAAGAAGAAGAAGAAGAAGAAGAAAAGGAAAACAACAGAAACAAAACAAGUGAGCGCUUCAGUCAUACACCAGUUCUAAGUUUGAUCAACACCAAUGUGAGAUCCUCACAUGCUCAUGUGUCAGCUUUGUUUGGCAUUGUACAAAUUCCUUGUUUCAAUUGUGAGCAAUUUAAUUAUUAAAUAUAGCCUGUUUGAAUUCAACGAUCAGAAGAUGCAAUGUGGGCCACUGUGCUUUAUGCACACAACUAAAGGUUUACUCGAGUCAAACAUCCUUCAUUUCUUGAUUUCUAAACUCAUUUUGUAGUUGAAGACAUUCAGAGUAAUAUAUCACCAGCAGAUAUAUUACUGUACACUCUGACAGCUUAUCAGCCAUACACACAUUAGACCAUCGAUGGUUAGGUGUUAAUACAUUUUUUUGGUCUAAUAAAUAGCCAGUAGUCAAAGCGGUAUUUUUGAUUUAUUAAUAAUAGAUUGUGUGCCACAGAAAGCAGGUGAUUUAACAGACAAAGACUGCUAAAUGUAAAUCAAAGGCAUGAAACACGAGUGGUUAAGAGGAAUAGUUCAUGCCAAGUGGUAUGGUUGUUCAGAAGCGGCAUAAUCUAGAAUAUAAAUUUACAGUACUCAGUAUGUGUUGCUUUUCAAGACUACCCACAUUUUCACAGAGAUGUACUGUAGUUCAUUAUUAGUGAAGGUGUGUGUGUUGUCAUGUCUGAUACUAACAUGCAUCUAACAAGCUACAGCUUAAUGAUUAUGACUCAUGAAGAGAAGCUGACUUUGUCCUUGAAGUGUUACCAAAAUGUGAUCGAAAAGACAAAGAUUAUUUUUGUAUUUUGGAAUGAGGUUGUACAAAUUGUAAAAUUGUGUUCUCCCCGCUACAAAUCAGAGGUUAUUUGAAACUAGAAAACUGGUUUUCAUCCAUGUUUACAUGGGACUCCCUGUCUUGCUCUAACUCUGACAGGCGAAGCUCAUUCCGGAUCAUAUUCAGAUCAUUUUUGGUUAUUUUGCCAUCAUAUUUUAGUUUUGAACCACUGCAGCCCAGAUGGUACAUAAAGUAAUGACACCUCACCUUCCCACUGAGCUUUAGGUCACAUUAAAUUAAAUUAAAAUAAAAUUAAUACAAAUUAAACAGAAAAUCUGGGGGCUCCCAAAAUGACACGAUUGAGAACCAUGGUUAAAAAGUACAUUUGGGCAGAAAAGAAAACUAAAGGAAUAAUGUAUGUUGCGGGUGAUUUAGCCUCUGUAAAUUCUAACUAAUUCAUCUGUUGAUUUUAUUUAUGUUUUGUAACUAAUCAAAAUAAAUGAUGUCAAACAUCAAAUGA
Messenger RNA from Haplochromis burtoni (Burton's mouthbrooder), 13506 nucleotides. RefSeq names its product serine/threonine-protein kinase WNK3 (gene wnk3). Lineage: Eukaryota; Metazoa; Chordata; Actinopteri; Cichliformes; Cichlidae. Gene Ontology annotation, biological process: positive regulation of sodium ion transmembrane transporter activity; negative regulation of sodium ion transport; intracellular signal transduction. Gene Ontology annotation, cellular component: cytosol; cytoplasm. The transcript is spliced from 25 exons. Bases 1029 to 10859 code for a protein of 3276 amino acids. Gene Ontology annotation, molecular function: chloride channel inhibitor activity; potassium channel inhibitor activity; protein serine/threonine kinase activity. The record is from RefSeq and is a predicted model, not a curated record.